AUGAGCGAAGAGGUUUUAAGCACUACUCCGCUAUGGAGAUAUGUGACUAAGAAGGAUAAAGUUAAAGGUGGUGGUAAUUGGAAUUUUGUAUGUAACCACUGUCAAGUUCCAUAUUCGGGUUCAUAUUCAAGAGUGAAAGCACAUUUGUUAAAGAUUUCAGGCUCUGGAAUUAGAAUAUGUCCAAAGGUCAGAGAACAUAAACUUCAGGAAAUGAAACAAUUGAGUGAUGAAGCUGAGGCCAGAGCAAAAGCAUCUAAGUUUAAAAGUGUGCCUCUGCCAACAUGUGGAUCAGGUAGUGGUUCUUCUUUUGCGUCAAAUUCUUCAUCACUUGUUGAAGAUCCUAGGAAGAAGAAAAUAGGGGUUGAGAGCCCAAUAGAGAAAUUGUAUAAUGCUGCCAGACGUGAAGAAAUGGAUAACAUAAUUGCACGGUUGUUUUAUGCAGCUGGCUUGCCAUUCCAUCUUGCUAGGUGUCCAUAUUAUAAAGUUGCAUUUAAUUUGGCUACAUCAGAUAGUAAAAGCAUUCAAGGUUAUAUUCCGCCGGGUUAUAAUAAACUAAGAACAACUCUUUUACGGAAGGAAAGAGAACAUGUUGAGAAAGAGGUAGAACCAAUUAAGAGCACUUGGAAAGAAAAAGGUGUGAGUAUUGUGACCGAUGGAUGGACCGACGAACAACGAAGACCCCUCAUGAACUUUAUGGCUGUUUCAGAGGCUGGUGCAAUGUUUAUUAAAGCAGUCAACACUCAAGGGUCAGUGAAGGACAAAGAGUACAUUUCUAAGUUGAUCAUUGAGACAAUUACGGAAGUUGGGCAUCAGAAUAUCGUGCAAGUAAUCACGGACAAUGCACCAGUUUGUAAGAGUGCAGGGCUACUUGUAGAAGGUCAGUUUAAACACAUUUUUUGGACUCCAUGUGUAGUCCACACACUAAACCUUGCUAUAAAGAAUAUAUGUCAUCCGAGAGAUAUUCGAACUAAUGUUUUAGUAUAUGAAGGGUGUGCUUGGAUUAGUGAAAUUAUUGCUGAGGUGGUACUGAUCAGAAACUUCAUCACUAAACAUUUCAUGAGAUUAGCCAUGUUUAAUGAACAUGUGGAGUUAAAAUUAUUCACACUUGCAGAGACAGGUUUUGCCUCUAGUAUUAUAAUGCUUCAAAGAUUUAAAGAUGUGAAGCAAGGACUCCGUAACUUGUAUGUUAUUGAUUUUACAAAACCUAUCAUAGAAAUGCUUAGAUUAUGCGACACAGACGAGCCUUGUCUUCACUUGGUUUAUGAAAGGUGGGAUCGAAUGAUAGAUGAGGUAAAGAGCAUUAUACAUCCCCACGAGGGCUUACAAGAAUAUGAUAUUUCACCAUUUCAUAUGGUGGUGGACGGGAUUUUAACAGAUCGUUGGAGUAAAAGUAGCACACCACUUCACUCUUUGGCACAUUCAUUGAACCCAAGGUAUUAUAGUCGUCAGUGGCUUGAUGAACGUCCAGGGUGUGUUCCACCACAUAGAUAUCUUUUGAUUGCAGGUCAAAGAUUGAAGUGUUUCGAGAGGUAUUAUGAUGCGGAUGAGUUAAGAGAAGUUAACAUUGAGUAUGCUAAGUUUUUAUCUUGCCGUGAAGAAUUUGCAAAUGCAAAUACCAUAAAUGAUAGAUGGAGUAUGAAUCCUUAUGUGUGGUGGGUUACUUAUGGGGUGUAUGCUCCUUUACUUCAGCAAAAAGCACUCAUGUUGCUUGGCCAACCUUGUUCAUCUUCUUGUAGUGAGAGAAACUGGAGUACGUAUAGUUUCAUAAAUUCUGUGAAGAGAAAUAAAAUUACUCCACAAAGAGGUGAAGAUUUGGUAUUUGUUCAUACUAAUCUUCGUCUCUUAUCAAGACGAAGCCCAGAAUACUUACUAGGGAAUACAAGAAUGUGGGACAUUGGAGGUGAUUCUUUUGAUACUAUGGAGGGUAUUGUUGGUGUACUUGAAGUUGCUGAUCUUUCUCUUAAUGAGCCAGAGAUGGAACGCAUGAUAUUGGAUGAUAAUGAAUCUAAUGUGGAGGAGCUAUACCCCCUGGUUUGA
Molecule: messenger RNA, 2037 nt
Organism: Papaver somniferum (opium poppy)
Lineage: Eukaryota; Viridiplantae; Streptophyta; Magnoliopsida; Ranunculales; Papaveraceae
Exons: 3
Coding region: 1-2037 (678 amino acids)
Molecular function (GO): protein dimerization activity
Source: RefSeq, a predicted model, not a curated record